Hemicordylus capensis (graceful crag lizard) is the source of this 1608-nucleotide messenger RNA. RefSeq names its product snail family transcriptional repressor 3 (gene SNAI3). The coding region runs from base 66 to 995 and encodes 309 amino acids. Gene Ontology annotation, molecular function: RNA polymerase II cis-regulatory region sequence-specific DNA binding; DNA-binding transcription factor activity, RNA polymerase II-specific. The transcript is spliced from 3 exons. The record is from RefSeq and is a predicted model, not a curated record. Gene Ontology annotation, biological process: regulation of DNA-templated transcription. Lineage: Eukaryota; Metazoa; Chordata; Lepidosauria; Squamata; Cordylidae.
CCCAGCGUGCCGGGGAGGCGGCCAAGCCCGACCCCUCGGCCGGCGGUUGGCUCCGCCGGAGGCCCAUGGUAAUGACCGCGCGCUUUAUUGCCCCGGCUCGCCGCUGCCCCCUCGCCGCCGCCGCCAUGCCGCGCUCCUUCCUGGUCAAGAAGCCCUCCAGCACCCGCGUGCCCGACUACGGCCGGCUGCUCGAGAGCCGCCGCCAACAAGACCCCAAUGGCUCGGGCCACCCGUGGCGGGCGACAGGGCACCCCCUCUGCGUGCCGGAUGGCGGGCCUUGCCCGGCGCCCGGCGAAGUUGCCAGGCUACGGGACCGCGGCUCCGUCAUCGCCUGCUUGUCCCUGCUGCCGCUUCCCCAGAGCAGCCAGGCCGGAGGAGACCCCGCAGGAGGCACCCGCCUCCCGAGCACUCCGCUCCGAGACAACCAGAACAACCUCAACCUCCCGCCGGCGGCCGGCCUGCCCCCAAGGAGGACUCCCGCCAGCCUGGGCGGCCUGGUGGAGGGAGAAGGGGAGAAGCCGCUGGGGGUUCCGGGCGGGCCAGCCGGGCCCCCGGGGAGGCCGGAGUGCCGCGGCUGUCACAAGGCCCCCCGCCCGCCCUCUGGCCUGGCCCGGGACAGGCAGCCGCGGUGCCCGCUGCAGGCAGCCGCUGCCAGGAAGUAUUUGACCUGCAAGUACUGCGACAAGGACUACGCCAGCCUGGGCGCCCUGAAGAUGCACAUCCGCACGCACACGCUGCCCUGCGUCUGCAAGAUCUGUGGCAAGGCUUUCUCCCGGCCGUGGCUGCUGCAGGGGCACAUCCGGACACACACAGGCGAGAAGCCCUACACCUGCUCCCACUGUAGCCGAGCUUUCGCUGACCGCUCGAAUCUCCGGGCGCACCUGCAGACUCAUUCCGACGUGAAGAAGUACCAGUGCAGCACUUGCUCCAAGACCUUCUCCCGGAUGUCGCUGCUGCUGAGGCACGAGGAGGCCGGCUGCUGCCCGGCUACCUGACAGGGGUUUGUGCUGGCCUCCUUGGGAAACGGUUGCUAGCCAAGAGCGUCUUUGAGGAUGGAGAAGAAGCCCAGAUCACUCGAGAUCCAGAAUGUGGAGGCCAGGGUUGCAUCUGCUGCAGAAGUCGGGGUUCCCGGCAAGGACUCUGUGACCACACAGUAUCUGCUGUUCCAAAGAGUGCCCACCCAGCCUGGCCUCCGGGAGCUGGAUCGCUCUCUGAUGGGUCAAGGGGGGAAGUGUGCAGCCCUGCAGUCGUUUGGUACCACCUGGCCGCCCUAAGAAACAGCAUCCCAGCCUGGCUUUGAAUUCCUUGCUGUGGGUGGGUCAGCCUCUUUCCUUUCAUGGAGGGGCUUUGUGGAUGCAUCCACGCUGUGCAGCUUGCAGACUCACUGGCACAUCUCCAAGGUCCUGGUUGCUCGGAGCCUCCCACAUCCACCUCCCUUGCUAGAAUGGCGUGUCCCGAGAAACUGGUCUUUGCAUUAAAGAACCCAGUUCGUGUUUGCUACCGUUUCCUCCUGUGUCCUGGCCGGUUCUCUCUGGCCAUUCUGCACCUCCGGUUGCUUUCUGGCCACCAGUGUGGGAUCUUCCCGGUUCCAGGAGCUUAUCUCUGAGU